Callorhinchus milii (elephant shark) is the source of this 2928-nucleotide messenger RNA. It is a transcript of the gene acadsb, whose product is annotated as acyl-CoA dehydrogenase short/branched chain. The transcript is spliced from 11 exons. Gene Ontology annotation, molecular function: flavin adenine dinucleotide binding; acyl-CoA dehydrogenase activity. Gene Ontology annotation, cellular component: mitochondrion. The record is from RefSeq and is a predicted model, not a curated record. NCBI's taxonomy places the organism in Eukaryota, Metazoa, Chordata, Chondrichthyes, Chimaeriformes, Callorhinchidae. The coding region runs from base 52 to 1347 and encodes 431 amino acids.
CUCUGCUCCGGUCUCUCGCGGGGUUUCCUUCUGUUCAUACCAGGGAACAAAAUGGCGACCCGCGCGGUGGCCGAGCUGGGAAAGAUCUUUGUCAGACCAAGACGGUGGUUUCUAGGACUUUCAAAGAUUCGGCCAUGUUUUUCGAAAUCUUACCAUUCAGCAAAUGCCUUAGAGAGUAGAACUGCUGGUAGGACCCUUUAUGCACCAUUACAGACUUUCACAGAAGAGGAGAUUAUGUUGAAAGACACAGUUGCUAAGUUUGCUCAGGAACAAAUUGCACCACUGGUCCGCCAAAUGGAUGAACAAUCUCACAUGGAUGAAUCUGUCAUUAGAGGAUUGUUUGAACAAGGGCUGAUGGGGAUUGAGAUUGAGGAACAGUAUGGUGGAUCAGAAUCAAACUUUUUUGCAUCUAUCCUUGCCAUCGAAGAACUUGCAAAAGUAGAUGCAUCAGUUUCAGUCCUGUGCGACAUACAGAAUACUUUGAUCAACACAUUAUUGAGAAAGUUUGGGUCGGAGCAACAGAAGAGAAAGUAUCUACCUCAACUUGCCAAGGACAUGGUUGGCAGCUUCUGUCUUUCAGAGCCCGAGGCUGGUAGUGAUGCAUUUUCUCUGAGAACAUGUGCUGAAAAACAUGAAGAUUAUUAUAUUAUCAAUGGCUCAAAGAUGUGGAUAAGUAAUGCUGAUUAUGCUGGCGUAUUUCUGGUUAUGGCAAAUGCAAAUCAAGCAGCAAGCUAUAGGGGAAUCACAUGUUUCAUAGUCGAUCAAGGUACAGAAGGGCUGCAAAUUGGGAAAAAGGAGGAUAAACUGGGAAUCCGAGCAUCAUCUACUUGUGCAGUGAAUUUUGAUAAUGUGAAGGUUCCAGAGAGUAACAUUCUGGGUCAACUGGGACAAGGGUACAAAUAUGCAAUUGGAAUGCUGAAUGAGGGCAGAAUUGGGAUUGCUGCACAGAUGGUUGGAUUGGCUCAGGGAUGUUUUGAUAACACUAUUCCAUACCUGAAGCAGCGAGUUCAGUUUGGGAAAAGGAUUUUUGAUUUCCAGGGCAUGCAGCAUCAGAUUUCUCAGGUUGCGACCCAAAUUGAAGCUGCACGACUGCUAACCUACAAUGCUGCUCGACUGAAAGAAACAGGGAAACCCUUUGUUAAGGAAGCCUGCAUGGCAAAAUAUUAUAGUUCCGAGGUAGCAGCUUUAGCAUCUUCAAAGUGUAUUGAGUGGAUGGGAGGAGUUGGCUACACCAAGGAUUAUCCCAUAGAAAAAUACUAUCGAGAUUCCAAAAUAGGUUCAAUAUAUGAAGGAACUUCAAACAUUCAACUGAAUACGAUUGCAAAAUUGAUAGAUCAAGGAUUUUAAAGCUGCUAUAUGUUAUGAGCAGCACCAAUGAUUUCUUAAUGUAGCACUUCAGAUUGCCUAUCAAUUCUGACAACAUAAAUGAUGCUUCAGAUAAAUUCUUGCUCUCUAUAGUACUAUUUCCAUUCGUUUCAGUAUAAUUUGACAUGUAAGAUCAAAUCCUGAAGUAUACCUGCUUUCUGAAAAGCUUUCUCAUGAUUCUACAUUAACUUUUUAGUAUUGCCUGUGCUCAAGUAGAUAGCUUAAUUAAUUAUCCUAUUGUUAUACAGCAACAACUUGUAUUUGCGUACAACUUGUGUUUGUGGUAUAACUAUUUUCCUGUGUAAUAUUUGUAAAGACAGCUUUAGUGAUGGCACUAACUUUUUGUUUAAUACGCAUUAAUUUCUCUCUUAAAAUCAAAUCCUGCUUGAUUAUGUUGUUUGUUUUUCAUCCUUCUUGGAAAAUCAAAAUUGAUUAAGAGGUCUCCACUUAUGUACCUUUAUCUACAGUGUUGCAUACAAAAUGUCAACAUUUUUGGCUUAGUAAAAUGAUGCCAUAAAUUCACUUAUGGAUUUUAAUAAAUGGAAAACAGUUUGUUAUAAAUCUAUUAUUACAAAUUUCUCAUUCGGUGGUUGAGCCAGCGGCAGUAGUGUUUGUCUUAUGGGAAGGAGCAUGCACUUGUACUCUAUAGUAAAAAAAAUUGAUAUAGAUGUUAAUACCAUGCUUUAACUAAUAAUCCAUGUCCACCUACACUCUUGUAGCUAAUUAGAUAUAGUCCAUUGAUAUUAAAAACAAGGUUGCAGGUAAAGUUGUUAAACCUGUGUUCUAACCUCACCACUAUAGCAUAGUACAAGCUUGACAUGGCAAGGCAUGCUAGUUAAUCAGCUUUAGGUAACUUAUUGCUUUCCCUUGUUUUAAUCGCUCUGAUUUAAAGAGUUUACAUAGCACGCUCGAUUGCUGCUGAGAGCAUUGGUUAAUACCCUGUCAAGUAUGUUCCAGUAAAUUGAGAGCAGACUUGCUACUGUACCUCAUGAACUUUUCAAAUUUCAUCUUGUGAUCACUGACUCUAAGAUACUCCCCAACUUCAGCUGGGUUUACCUUACCAGGCGCGUUUCCCAUGAUUAGAUCCACAAUAGCUACUAACUUUGUUGUUUGUUCAAGCUGGGAAGGAUAGCAAUCCAUCACUAUCUCUUGUAAGAUGGACCCUUCCUAAGUUUUUUUUUCACACUGCUAUCACCUCAGUCAAUAUCUAGGUAAUUGAAACUCCCCAUGAUCAACGUUCUGACAUUCAACUUUCUGUUUCACAACCUCCCUCAUCUGAAAAAAACAUUGUCUGCACUGUGUUCUGCUCUUGUCUAGUAGGUCUCAACAAUAUCCAAGAAUCACCUUCCCUUUUUUUAAGUCCUCAACUUCAAUCCAAACUGCCUGCCUCACCUGUCUCAGUGAAACACUCAUGUGGCUUAUUUCAGUUGUCAAAAAAAAUCUUCCUGUGUCCAUAUUGCAACUAUUUCUUCUACUUUAUUGUACCUGUUUCUGCUAUAAACUACUCUCCAGCCAUCUUAAUCUCAGUCAAUGUCUUGCUUUAAUAAAGUCUUGUGCUUCACC